AUGGCCCCAGCCAGCAGCAAGAACCACCCCCCUUGGGCGACGACUGAGCAGACCUCUGCGCUGAGAGCCCACGUCGUCUUUCAGCGGCAUAAAAUGGUGGUACCUCCAAGGAUCCUACCAGACGACGUUGAACGCGCCAUUCAGAUCCUGGAUCAGCACGACCCGUCAACAGCGAAAGCGGAUGCUAAAGGCCUCAAGCCAAUUGAUUACGCCAAAUACGCGAUCAACGACCACUUGCGGCCAAUGGCUAACGCAGCUGGCAUGCACAACCUCCAUCAAGAAGGAAUAAAGAAAGGCAAACUAGUUGGACUACUGACAGACUGGGAUCUACAAAACGUCCCGCUUAUGGCGGCUCUGCUACCGCGCUCGGACAAGGCCACUAAGCCCGUCGUCCCUAAACAGGUCAAAGCCGAAACGGAGCCAACGGAGUCGAAGAAACGCAAGGCUGUGCCAACUAAAGUCACAGCGGCGAAGAAGCCCCGGAACGAUGGCAAUGCUUCUCCAGGGGACCACGAUGUCGAAAUGGAGGACCGAAACGAACCAGAUGGCGGCGAUUCCCUCCCACAAACUGCUAUCGAGGGCAGCACAUCGACUCGAACACUCGCCCGGAUGCGAACGCGUUCCCGUAGGCCUCGAGAUGGCCAACCACAUGCUACCGAGACGCACCUCGAAGCAGACAAGGGCAUGGCUGCACUGUCGCUGAGGGAGUUUGGGGAAGACAAGGGCAAUAGUACGGACGAUGCAUUGACCCACAACCGCGAAGGAGACGACAAGAGGCUCGAGACUGAGGCUGGAGAGGUGCAAGUGCCAGCUUCAGAGCGACAUAGUACUAGAGGGCGAGCGAGUGGGCGCGGCAAGGGCAGCAAGAAGAAGACUGAGGAGCAGAUCGCAGAGGAGGAAGAGCGAAAGAUGCAUAAUGCACGGCGGCUCGGUCGCUACUCCGACCCUGUAGUCGCUGAGACCUUCCGCGUCCUGCACAAGACGGUCCUGGUUCCGAUGCAUGGCAAGAUGCAGGAAGGAGUUGAACCAGUGCCGACUGAUCAGCUGGGUAUGCGGGAGUUAAGGGAGAGGCUCCUCGAUGAGGCUAGGAGAAAGGACGCGAAGUAG
Alternaria arbusti is the source of this 1107-nucleotide messenger RNA. RefSeq lists its product as uncharacterized. Bases 1 to 1107 code for a protein of 368 amino acids. The record is from RefSeq and is a predicted model, not a curated record. The transcript is spliced from 2 exons. NCBI's taxonomy places the organism in Eukaryota, Fungi, Ascomycota, Dothideomycetes, Pleosporales, Pleosporaceae.